AUGACCUGGACCAUCUUUGCUCAAGCUCUGCUGUGUCUGACGCCGCUCUUAGCCGGUGCUCAGUCCGACACGGCUUCCACUGAUGCUACAGCCAGCUCUACUUCAUCCGUGUCUGCGCAAUUUACAGUCCCCGCGUCUGCCGAUGAGGGUGCUAAUUUGCUGCCCAACAUCUACGAUCCGGACGCGAUGGUCGCUCAAGUCGAAUGUUCGGGGUACACCGCCAGUGAAGUCACUACUUCCUCAGCCGGCAUCCGAGCUCGACUAAGCCUCGCUGGCGGUGCAUGUAAUGUUUACGGUAGCGAUAUCGAUGAGUUGGAUUUGGUGGUUGACUACCAGACUGACACCCGACUACAUGUGUCGAUUCAGCCCAGCCACAUCACCGCAGACAAUGAGAGUUGGUUCAAUUUGCCUCCAGAACUAGUGCCUACUGCUGAGCAGGAGGACGGCAGUCCAGACUCGAGUGACCUUACCUUCUCUUGGGAGAACGACUCAGACGCCGGGUUUGGUUUCAAUGUUACGCUUAACAGUACGGGCGAGGUCCUUUUUUCGACCAUUGGAACCAAGCUUGUCUACGAAGACCAGUUCAUUGAAUUUGUCACGUUCCAGCCAGACGACUACAACCUCUACGGUCUUGGUGAGGUUAUCCAUGAGUUGAGGCUUGGCAAUAACUUCACACGGACAAUAUACGCAGCAGACGUGGGCGAUCCUAUCGAUCGAAAUCUCUAUGGCUCUCACCCUUUCUAUCUGCAGACCAGAUACUAUGAGAUCAGCAACGGCAGCGAGCCAACUCUUCUCACAAAAUCAGAGGGCCUUCGUGAUGCAUCAGGCAACUAUAGCUCCUAUACCCACGGCGUCUAUCUCAGAAACGCGCACGGCCAAGAGGUCCUGAUGAAUCCCAACAAUGUCACUUGGCGCACUCUUGGAGGUAGCAUUGAUCUGUACUUCUUCUCGGGACCCACUCAGCCAAAUACCACUCAACAGUAUCUCGACGUGGUUGGAAGACCAACUAUGCAGCAAUACUGGGGCUUUGGGUUUCAUCAAUGCCGAUGGGGCUACCAGAAUUGGUCUGUCACAGAAGAGGUAGUGAACAGCUACGAAAGGUUCGGGAUCCCGCUUGAGACAAUCUGGAAUGACAUUGAUUACAUGCGCGGUUAUCGUGAUUUCGAGAACGACCAGACUAGAUUCCCAUACGACGAAGGUGCAGACUUCCUCCAUCGUCUGCACGAUAGUGGUCGCCAUUACAUCCCGAUCAUUGAUGCCGCGAUAUACGCACCAAAUCCUGACAACGAGAGUGAUGCCUACCAACCUUUCACCACAGGCAACGAAUCUGAAGUAUGGCUGCUGAAUCCAGAUGAGUCGGUCUAUAUCGGAGCUGUUUGGCCGGGAUAUACGGUCUUCCCUGACUGGCUCAAGGACGAGACGCACGAUUGGUGGACAGGUGAAGUAAUGUCCUACCAUUCCAAGAUCCCCAUAGACGGCAUUUGGAUCGACAUGAAUGAGGUGUCUUCGUUCUGUGUCGGCUCCUGCGGCACCGGAAAUCUCAGUCUCAACCCAGUCCAUCCGUCGUUCGCCCUCAAUGGAGAACCUGGACACAUCCAGUAUGACUAUCCAGAAGGCUUCAAUCUCACCAACCAGACCGAAGCAGCCUCUGCAUCUGCUGCAAGCUCUUCCCAGGCAGCCGCCUCCUCGACCUCGGACUCUGCAGCCUCUAGCACGUCGAGCACGAGCUACCUCCACACCACACCCACUGCGGGUCUUCGUAACCUCAAUCAUCCGCCCUAUGUGAUAAAUCAUGUUCAAGAGGGUGCCGAUCUAGCCGUCCAUGCCGUCUCUCCCAACGCAACCCAUCAUAACGGUGUUCAGGAGUACGAUGUCCACAACCUCUAUGGCCAUAUGAUCCUACAAUCUACUUACCGCGCACUUCUCGCAACUAUGCCUGGGAAGAGACCCUUCAUCAUCGGGCGCAGCACUUUCUCCGGCAGUGGCAACUACACGGGUCAUUGGGGUGGCGAUAAUGCGUCUAAAUUCUACUAUAUGUACUUCUCGAUACCACAAGCACUGUCUUUCUCCUUGUUCGGCAUUCCCAUGUUCGGCGUUGAUACAUGCGGCUUCAACGGGAACUCGGACGAGGAGCUCUGUAACCGCUGGAUGCAGCUGUCGGCCUUCUUCCCUUUCUACCGCAACCACAACACCCUUGCUACCAACAGUCAGGAGGCCUAUGUCUGGGCAAGCGUUGCCGAAGCGAGUCGGAUGGCUAUGGCAAUUCGAUUCCAGCUCCUGCCGUACCUCUACACGCUCUUCUACUACGCUCAUACACGCGCGGACACCGUCAUGCGCGCGUUGGCGUGGGAGUUUCCCAACGAUCCCUCGCUGGCAAGUGCGGAUCGACAGUUCUUUCUCGGUCCGGCGAUCCUUGUCACGCCCGUUCUCAAUCAGGGCGAUGAGACGGUCGAUGGCAUCUUCCCGGGCUUGAUCGAGGGCACCGAUCUGUACUACGACUGGUACAAUCAGAGUCAGAUCGAGGUACCAGGCCAGAAGAACACAACCAUCGAUGCCCCGUUAGGACAUAUACCGGUGUAUAUCCGUGGCGGAAACGUACUUGCGAUGCAGCAACCGGCAUUGACGACCAGAGAUGCGAGAAAGACCGGGUGGAGUGUGCUGGUAGCACCCGGCGUGGACGGUUCGGCAAGCGGAAGUCUGUAUCUGGACGAUGGCGAGAGCUUGGAGCCGAAUGCGACUAAGCUCGUCACUCUCACGGCUGCCGUGGCAUCGACCGGGAAUCUGAGUCUGCAGGUUGAGAUCGAGGGCGACUUUGAUGGGCUCGACACGCCUCUAGGCAACGUCACAUUUCUGGACGUGCCGCAGAACAAAACAACGGCGUCGAUCAAUGGCGAAGAGGUCGGUAAGGUGAGUCAUAACGCGACAAGCAACAGCGUGCUGGUGUCCGGUCUCGAUCAGGCUCUGAACGGAAAGGCAUGGGGAACAGGCUUCACUCUCACAGUCCAGUAG
Cyphellophora europaea CBS 101466 is the source of this 3009-nucleotide messenger RNA. RefSeq lists its product as uncharacterized. Gene Ontology annotation, biological process: carbohydrate metabolic process. Gene Ontology annotation, molecular function: carbohydrate binding; hydrolase activity, hydrolyzing O-glycosyl compounds. Lineage: Eukaryota; Fungi; Ascomycota; Eurotiomycetes; Chaetothyriales; Cyphellophoraceae. The coding region runs from base 1 to 3009 and encodes 1002 amino acids. The transcript is spliced from 3 exons. The record is from RefSeq and is a predicted model, not a curated record.